CACCUGGUGCAACGGCUCCAUCUUCGGCAUCCAUAACUCCGUCGGUAUCCUUUACUCCAUGCUGCUAGAGGAGGAAAAAGAGAAAAAUCGCCAAGUGGAGUUCCAAGCAGCAUGGGUAGGAGCCCUUGCAAUGGGCAUGAUCUUCUUCUGUUCUCCCAUUGUGAGUAUAUUCACUGACCGGUUGGGCUGUCGAAUCACAGCAACUGCGGGAGCUGCUGUUGCUUUCAUUGGCCUCCAUACCAGCUCCUUCACCAGCUCCCUAAGCCUGCGCUACUUCACUUAUGGGAUUCUCUUUGGUUGCGGCUGUUCCUUCGCCUUUCAGCCAUCCCUCGUCAUCCUGGGCCACUACUUCCAACGACGCCUGGGUCUGGCCAAUGGUGUUGUAUCCGCUGGGAGUAGCGUCUUCUCCAUGUCCUUUCCCUUCCUCAUCAAAAUGCUGGGGGAAAAGAUCAAGCUGGCCCAAACCUUCCAGGUGCUGAGUACCUUCAUGUUUAUUCUUAUGCUGCUCUCACUCACCUACCGGCCCCUCCUGCCCAGCUCCCAGGACACCCCAAGCAAGAGGGGUGACCACACCCUGCACCAGCGCUUUCUGGCUCAGCUCAGGAAGUACUUCAACAUGCGAGUAUUCCGUCAGCGCACCUACCGCAUCUGGGCCUUCGGAAUUGCUGCUGCUGCCCUUGGCUACUUCGUUCCCUAUGUACACUUGAUGAAGUAUGUGGAAGAAGAGUUCUUGGAAAUCAAGGAGACCUGGGUACUCUUGGUGUGUAUUGGAGCUACCUCAGGCCUUGGGCGUCUUGUAUCAGGCCACAUCAGUGACUCAAUUCCUGGACUUAAGAAGAUCUAUUUGCAGGUCCUUUCCUUCCUGCUCCUGGGCCUGAUGUCCAUGAUGAUUCCCUUGUGCCGGGACUUCGGGGGCCUCAUUGUUGUCUGCCUCUUUCUGGGCCUGUGCGAUGGCUUCUUCAUCACCAUCAUGGCCCCCAUCGCAUUUGAGCUGGUGGGCCCAAUGCAGGCCUCACAGGCUAUUGGCUACCUCCUGGGCAUGAUGGCACUGCCAAUGAUUGCCGGGCCCCCCAUUGCAGGCCUCCUCCGCAACUGUUUUGGGGACUACCAUGUGGCCUUCUACUUUGCCGGUGUGCCCCCUAUCAUUGGGGCUGUAAUCCUUUUCUUCGUCCCUUUGAUGCAUCAAAGGAUGUUCAAGAAAGAGCAGAGGGAUUCGAGCAAGGAUAAAAUGUUGGCCCCUGACCCAGACCCCAAUGGAGAGCUGCUUCCUGGGUCACCCACCCCUGAGGAACCAAUCUAAUGCCUCUUUCUUGCCAUUGUGUGCUCCUCCCCAGCCUUUCCCCUUCAUCCCACCCUGCUCAGCAUUUACAUUUUUGCCACCAGCACACUUGUUCCCAAACCUAUGCACAUAACAUUUCAAGCCACCUGACAUCCCCCAUGGAGCCAAAGCUCCAGGUGUUCCAAACUCAUUAACCAAAUUUUCCCCAUGAAUGCCUUUAAACUUGCCAGGACUCUUCUCCUUCUAGGGCCUGGGAAAGCUUGGGAUCAUCUCCCUGGCCUCUCUAUAUACUUUCUAAUCCCUAUAGGAGGAGGGAGACGGGACUUCCUGGCUCCAGCUUCUUAUUCACCCACUAAAAUCAACUGCCAAAGGUGCUACUGAGUCCCCUGGAGUCCAGUGGGGGAGACCCAAGCCUCUGUUUGCUGAGAUGUUCAUUGCAAUUCAUCUUGUGUGUGGGGGGUGAUAAGAAGGUAAAAUGAGACAAGAAGCCUUUUGAGUCUCAGAGUUUCUGAGGACUGUGGCUUCCCAAGAGCUGUAUAUAGGCAGUAUCCCUAUCAUAUGGUUGGUUAUGUCUGCUUUCUUCUUCCCAUCUUUCUUUUUCUUGCUACUGUGUCCCCUCUAUCUUCUCCCCAUCUAAUUAUUUUUAUGACUAUCAUAGACACAUGGGUGCUUGGAGAAAGGAGGGACCCGGAUCUUAGGCCAUCAACUCAAUCUACCCCUAACACUAGCAUCAGUCCUAUUCAUCACAGGCUGAGCCACAUCUCACUUCUUGGCUCAUGCUGAUACAAUCAUAGACUGGAAGAGUAGAAUAUCAUAUAAGGAAGGUACCUUAAACACCAUAGGGUUCCAUAUUCUACUCACUGAUUUUUACAGAUCACCCAGGCCAGUGCAUUAACCUUGAGGCCCUCCUAACUCCCCAUUCUGUUUCUGUCUGUCAAAAUGUGAAGAAAUUCUUUUCAUCUCAGCAGGCAAAGGACUGAUGACAGGAAGCUGGCAUGGUGGGAGGAGGAGUAGUGGUUAUUAACAUGGUGAAGGACCAACUCUUCCAUCUCUCAGUUCUCAUGA
Molecule: messenger RNA, 2344 nt
Organism: Tupaia belangeri chinensis (Chinese tree shrew)
Lineage: Eukaryota; Metazoa; Chordata; Mammalia; Scandentia; Tupaiidae
Gene: SLC16A2
Product: solute carrier family 16 member 2
Biological process (GO): transmembrane transport
Molecular function (GO): thyroid hormone transmembrane transporter activity
Source: RefSeq, a predicted model, not a curated record